Messenger RNA from Sphenostylis stenocarpa, 351 nucleotides. NCBI's taxonomy places the organism in Eukaryota, Viridiplantae, Streptophyta, Magnoliopsida, Fabales, Fabaceae. The record is from the annotation of a GenBank genome assembly.
AUGAAUGCCCCAGAUCGUUACGAGCGUUUCGUCGUCCCUGAAGGCACUAAAAAGGUCUCGUACGAGAGGGACACCAAGAUCAUCAAUGCUGCGUCCUUCACCGUCGAACGAGAGGAGCACACCAUCGGCAACAUCCUUCGCAUGCAGCUCCACAGAGAUCCCAACGUGUUAUUUGCUGGAUACAAGCUUCCCCAUCCUCUUCAGUACAAAAUUAUUGUCAGGAUACACACCACUAGCCAGUCUUCGCCAAUGCAGGCAUACAACCAGUCUAUUAAUGAUCUGGACAGGGAACUUGAUCAUUUGAAGAAUGCCUUCGAGGCGGAGAUGUUGAAGUUUUCAAGGGACUAUUGA